UUCCUGCUGCUGGCUCUCUUUGCUCGCUCCGAGACUCAAAGUGCGCAGAAAGGAGGAACAUGUGCGCCGUGCAGCUGCUGCGGGUGUCGGUACACGAGCGGAUCAGCGCUGCCGCUGAAGACUUUCUGCUGCAGGUGGAGAAAGGAGGAGGAAAGGCUCAAGUCCCGGCGAUGAGAGCGAUGCUCACCGAGCGGCUAACGGCGGCGGCGGAGGAGAUCGUAUCUGUGUUUGAGGAAACCGUGGUGGAGUACGAAAACAGAGUGGAGCGGUCAGAGCGGGAGAUCUGCCGCCAGAGGAGGCUGCUCGAUGCCGUGAUGCAGCCCGAAGUCCGGCUGCACAGAGCAGACUUCCUGCAACUGGUGAGUAAAGAAGAGGCUCCCUCUGAGCAGCAGCGGUGGAGCCCCCUUGUGGACCAAGAGGACCCAGAGCCCCCCCACAUUAAAGAGGAACAGGAGGAACCGUGGACCAAUCAGAAGGGAGAGCCGCUUCAACAACUGGAGGAGGCUGAUAUCAAGUUCACAUUGACUCCUGUCGCUGUGAAGAAUGAAGAAGAGAAACCUCAGUUGACACAGCUUCAUCAGAGUCAGACUGAGGAGAACAGUGUGGACUGUGGAGGACCAGAACCAGCCAGGAACUCAGGUCCUGAUGGACAUUUACAACCAGGUCCUGAGGACAAGACUGAAGACUCUUCUGAGACUGAAGUCAGUGAUGAUGAUUGGAUGGAGACCAGGGAACCUCGGUCUGGUUUAAAUACAAGAAAUAACAAACAGCCUCUAAGUGAUAUGAGAUGUAAAACUGAUAAGAAAUCAUUUAGUUGCUCUGAGUGUGGUAAAAGAUUUAGACAUGAGACCUGUCUCACGAGACAUAUGACAAUUCAUACAGGAGAGAAACCAUUUAGUUGCUCUGAGUGUGGUAAAAGAUUUAGACAUGAGACCUAUCUAACUAGACAUAUGACAAUUCAUACAGGAGAGAAACCAUUUAGUUGCAUUGAGUGUGGUAAAAGAUUCAGACUAAACGGCAGUCUAACUUCACACAUGAGAAGUCAUACAGGAGAUAAACCAUUUAGUUGCUCUAAGUGUGAUAAAAGAUUUUCGCAUAGUUGUCACUUAAAGCGUCAUGUGAGCGUUCAUACUGGAGAGAAACCAUUUUGUUGCUCCGAGUGUGGUAAAACAUUUCGACUAAAGGGCUUUCUAACUGAACAUAUGAGAAGUCAUACAGGAGAGAAACCAUUUAGUUGCUCUGAGUGUGCUAAAAGAUUUGGUAAUAAGGGCGAUCUUACUGUACAUAGUAGAAUUCAUACAGGAGAGAAACCAUUUAGUUGCUCUGAGUGUGCUAAAAGAUUUAGUCAUAAGGGUGCUCUUACUGUACAUAGUAGAACUCAUACAGGAGAGAAACCAUUUAGUUGCUCUGAUUGUGCUAAAAGAUUUAAUAAUAAGGGCGAUCUUACUGUACAUAGUAGAAUUCAUACAGGAGAGAAACCAUUUCGUUGCUCUGAGUGUGCUAAAAGAUUUAGUAAUAAGGGCGAUCUUACUGUACAUAGUAGAACUCAUACAGGAGAGAAACCAUUUAGUUGCACUCAGUGUGGUAAAACAUUUGGCAAAAGUGGCUCAUUAACUGUACAUAUGAGAAGUCAUAAGGGCGCUCUUACUGUACAUAGUAGAAUUCAUACAGGAGAGAAACCAUUUAGUUGCUCUCAGUGGUAAAAGAUUUAUAGGAAACUUUGAGUUAAAGAAGCAUGUGACAAUUCAUACAGGAGAGAAACCAUUUAGUUGCACUCAGUGUGGUAAAACAUUUAGCCAAAGUGGCAAAUUAACUCAUCAUAUGAGGAGUCAGACAGG
Molecule: messenger RNA, 1838 nt
Organism: Hippoglossus stenolepis (Pacific halibut)
Lineage: Eukaryota; Metazoa; Chordata; Actinopteri; Pleuronectiformes; Pleuronectidae
Product: gastrula zinc finger protein XlCGF57.1-like
Exons: 2
Coding region: 60-1703 (547 amino acids)
Biological process (GO): regulation of transcription by RNA polymerase II
Molecular function (GO): DNA-binding transcription factor activity, RNA polymerase II-specific; RNA polymerase II cis-regulatory region sequence-specific DNA binding
Source: RefSeq, a predicted model, not a curated record